CGUGAAUGGUUGAAAUAGACUUUUGACUAUGUGACGGAGCGACAAGCGUGUAUUAGUUCUAGGGAGGCACAUUCCCGGUCGAAAUUCGUCAGUCGUGACACGCGCUCGGAACGGCUAACACGUGCGUCGCGCCGUACACAAAACGGAUGUUCACGUGACUGUUACGAAUCACGUCGUAUCUUUUCGAUGUUCAUAUCCACAGACGGAAAAUGUGAAGUUAAUUAAUAACGUUGUUUUUAAUUUCAAUACGAUUAACAUUCAAACGCGUUGUGAAAAUGAUAAUACUACUAAUAGAACGGAACUUCGGCGGUAACAAUAAAAUCAAAAUAUUCAUUUUACCUUGAACGUAGUUCCACACGAACAGAUCCGAGAAUGAAGAAAAACACAUUGGCCGCUAUAGUUACGGUCAUCGUAAUUCUAACCAACUAUUUAUGUAGUCCAGCCGAAAGCAUCGAAAAUGUUAUUGACCACAAAUAUUGUCAUUGUUUAAAUGUGACAACAGAGGGUAGACUAAUUAAAUGUAAAUGUGUUGACAGUAAACUUGAAGAAAUACCAAAUGAUUUACCUACUCCUUUACAUGAGCUGAUAAUUGGCGAGUCUUCAAUUGAAAAUUUAAAAAAUGAUUCAUUCGUAAAGUAUAAAGAAAGUCUAAGAGAAUUAAUAAUAAGAGAUCUAAAAAAUCUAGUAAGCAUAGAAAAUGGAAUUUUUGAUGGAAUGGAUCAUUUACAAACUAUUUACAUCCACGAUGCUCCGAAGUUAAGGGUGAUCUCGCCGAUGUUGUUUCACGUCCGCCUACCGAACUUGAAAAUCUUAGGAAUUGUUCGAACUGGAAUCAAAAACUCCCCCAACCUUAGCAAGUUAAAAACAAUUAAUCAUCUUCGUAUGGUAGACUUGGAAAGCAAUCACAUCGAGAUUUUGAUCCCAGGAGAACUGAAAAUCAGUGCAGAACAACUCCAACUUAAUUACAACCGCAUUACCGAAGUGGGACCAUUGGCUUUCAAGGACGCCCAAAUAGCCACGGUUAACCUGAGAGGCAAUCGGAAGCUUCGGAAGCUAGACGCGCAAGCUUUUGUCGGGAUUAAAAGUCUCCGUAACCUAGACUUGUCGGACACUUCGAUUUCGAACCUGCCCACCGCGGGUCUCGAAGAACUGGACGUAUUGAAAAUCGAAAACACAUAUACCAUGAACAUUUUCCCGUCCAUUUACAACUUCAAGAACAUUAAAGAAGCAUGGUUAACAUAUCCAUACCAUUGCUGUGCUUUUCAUUUUCCAAAAACACACAACCCUCAAGGAUACGCAGAUCAUGAGAAACUUCGACAGAAGAUGUUUCUAGAGUGUAAAAAUAUAGAAUUGGAUGCUAUUCCCACGGUGAAAACAUCACAAUCGACGACGGAGAAUUUUUUUGGCGAUGAAAUGUUUCACUCGGGUGACGUGACGGUCGGCACCAAGGUGGACGCGGUGUGCGGAAACGUGUCCAAGAACUAUUUAGAAGUCAAGUGCUACCCGGCACCGGACGCCUUCAACCCGUGCGAGGACCUGAUGGGCAACUGGACGCUGCGGGUGGCUGUGUGGGUCGUGGCGGUGGCCGCGCUGCUUGGAAACAUGGCCGUGCUGUUCGUGUUGCUCAGCAGCCGGUUCCGGUUGACUGUUCCCAAGUUCCUCAUGUGCAACCUGGCCACGGCCGACUUUUGCAUGGGUCUGUACCUGCUGCUAAUCGCCUUGAUGGACGCCCGGUCGAUAGGGCACUAUUUCAAUCAUGCCAUAUUCUGGCAGAGAGGUAUCGGAUGCAAGAUCGCCGGUUUCUUGACCGUGUUCUCGUGCAUGCUGUCCGUGUUCACGUUGAUGAUAAUCACUGGUGAACGGUGGUACACCAUCACAUACGCUAUUCACCUGAACCGGCGACUGAAGCUGGGAGCCUCCGUCAACAUAAUGGCCGUCGGCUGGAUCUUCUCGGUGGUCAUGGGCGCGUUACCGUUGAUGGGCACCACCGGAUACUCGAGAACCAGCAUCUGCUUGCCCAUGGACCACACCACGUUCGCGGACAAGCUGUACCUGUUCUCGCUGCUCAUGUUCAACGGGGUGGCGUUCGUGGUGAUAUGCGCGUGCUACGCGAAGAUGUACGUGUCGAUCCGGGGCGGCCGCGAGGCGGUGGCGUCCGUGGCCCGGUCCGACAUGACGGUGGCCAAGCGCAUGGCGCUGCUGGUGUUCACGGACUUUGCGUGCUGGGCCCCGGUGGCGUUCUUCGGGCUGACCGCGCUGGCCGGCUAUCCGCUGAUCGACGUGCCCAAGACCAAGAUACUGCUGGUGUUCUUCUACCCGCUCAACUCGUGCGCCAACCCGUACCUGUACGCGCUGCUCACGCAGCAGUACCGCCGCGACCUGUUCGUACUGCUCAGCCGGUUCGGCGUGUGUAGCCGCCGCGCGGACGAAUACAAGGGCACGGGCCCGGUGCCGUGUGGCCGGCGCAAGACGUACUGCAACGAUGCGCGACACCACGACCACCGUCGCGGCGGCGGUUUCGGCGGCGGCUUCGGAGGCGGCGGCGGUGGUGGUCGAGGCAGCGGCGGCGACGGUGACGGCGGAGGCUUCGGCGGUGGCGGUGGUGGCGGUUUCGGCGACUCGUCCGGCCAGGGCGGCAGCAGCAGCCAUCACCGCGGCUCCGUCAUGACCACCGUCACGUCCGUCGACUCCGUGGCCGCGUGCCGGCCCGGAUCGCUCACGCCGCUCCAAGAGCUCAACUGCGUCGACUACGCACACCAAUCGUCCGGGCCGCCACUCGCGCCGCACAGCCUGGAACUGUUGCCGUUGCAGCACGGCGUAGACGCUUGACACGUGGCCACUGCUUCGACCACCGUCACCGCCGCCGCCGCCGCCGUGGUGACCGCCUUCGACGACGAUUACGACGACGACGGCGACGUGACCGACGUGUCCGUCGUCCUGGUGUCCACGCAAAGGACCGCGUAACGUACGCCGCUAGGCCACGUCUCUUCACCUGCACGCCGAUCACCUCUCGAACCCAGGUAGUUCAUUGUUUUUCCUUCGAACCGUCUCCCGGACGGGUCAAUGGCAAUUCGAACAUACCUAAUUUGAACAUACAUAGGUAUUGCGUCUCUGUGUACUCGGACGGCCUACCGCGUGUCUUCUUCAUCGGGAUCGAUGUACGAUCAACGUGCGCGUUGGAAACGACGCGCGAUCUAUUUUUUUCUCUUUGGUCGGACGGUUUGCGAUUUUAAAUCCUAUUCGAACGGUCAUUUUCAGACGGUCGUUCGAAUCGCGUCUGCACUCUAACAUUUAACGUCGGAAUGGACACAUUCACGUUUUUGUGGUUUGCCACGAAAUCUUCAACAUGAUGCAACUAUGUCACUAUGCAAUGACUUCUCGAUAACCUAUUUUAUCGUGAUCAAAGGAGUUAUUAUUCAUAAUAAUAAGAUCGAUUCGGCAAUUCGCCGCACCCGUUAUCGAUGCCGAUUAAACUAACCUGAUAUUGGAUGCGAUCUGAGUAACUGUUCGGUAACGGGAACGGUAACGGUAGGCAACUCGGGUGACCCUUUUUAUAUUUUUAUUUUUUGUUAAGCAAAGUAUUCGGUAAGUCAUUUUCGGCACUAACGAGAGGCGAUUCGAUUGCGCCCAACUAUGCAACACUUAUUCAUCGUUGGAACAGCGAUAAGUUCUAUCUGUGUUUUGUUUUCA
Sipha flava (yellow sugarcane aphid) is the source of this 3690-nucleotide messenger RNA. RefSeq names its product lutropin-choriogonadotropic hormone receptor-like. NCBI's taxonomy places the organism in Eukaryota, Metazoa, Arthropoda, Insecta, Hemiptera, Aphididae. The record is from RefSeq and is a predicted model, not a curated record. Gene Ontology annotation, biological process: G protein-coupled receptor signaling pathway. The coding region runs from base 373 to 2829 and encodes 818 amino acids. Gene Ontology annotation, cellular component: membrane. Gene Ontology annotation, molecular function: protein binding; G protein-coupled receptor activity; protein-hormone receptor activity. The transcript is spliced from 15 exons.